AUGAAAGUGUUUGUUGCCGCCGACUUUGCGGGCAAGUUCGUAUCCAUACAGACCAUAAGCCGCCAUCUUCUGGUUGGCAUCGAGCCGGUCACAUGCAACAACUACAUCAACAAGCAGAAGCGGCGGGAGUUUGGAGCUAACUGUAAGCUCAAGCAGCAUCAGCAAGACGGUGACUUUAUCGUGUAUUACGAUGAAAUGAACUACAAUCUCUACUGCAAGCGCAGCCGCGGACGUUUCAAAUGGGGAACUCGAGCGUCGACAGUCCUGCCGCCAUCGAAGGGGCCGAAUAUGCAAGUCCAGUGCGCUGUUUCUGCCGAGCUUGGUCUUGUCUGCUAUCGUCUGGAACGAGGCGUCAUCAAGAUGGACAAAAACUCAGCCUAUGUCGAGACGAUCUACGAGUGCUGGAUGGCAAGAACACUUCGCGGGAAAGCGCGUUUUCAUCGUUGCGAUGGCAUGAUGCUUUUGCGCCUUGGGUCGUAUUCCCCUAUGCUGAAUCCCAUUGAGAGUUGUUUCAGCGUCCUCAAGUCUCGCAUCAAGGGUUAUCUGGCGCACCACACGGCCCUCAUGUUUGAGCGAGGAGAGUACCGCACCUUCCUUGAGCACCGAAUGGUCCUACACGAGGACGUCGCUCACGAAUCCAUGCCGUGCAUCACACAAUCGUUGGUGAUUCUUGAGGCGUUGUUUUCCCAAGAGAACGUCGAUUCGCAUUUAAUGCGUAAAUCCACUUAA
This is a messenger RNA of Aphanomyces astaci, 729 nucleotides long. RefSeq lists its product as hypothetical. Lineage: Eukaryota; Oomycota; Saprolegniomycetes; Saprolegniales; Verrucalvaceae. Gene Ontology annotation, molecular function: nucleic acid binding. The transcript has 3 exons. Bases 1 to 729 code for a protein of 242 amino acids. The record is from RefSeq and is a predicted model, not a curated record.